CGGGCCGUUGUUACUGACGCUUGUUGGUCUCCGGGGCUACCCGGCGCUGAGAGGAGCGGGGCCCGGCCUACCUGCUUUCGGAAAUGGAGUGGGGAGGUGAAUAUUCUCUUGAUUCUUCCAACUUGGAUUGUUUGUUAGACAUACUUCCAGGAGAUCUGGAGUUUCAACAGAUACUUGGUGACAUUGAUGAGAAAAUAAAGAAAAAUGCUUCUGGCAUGGAACAGUGUCUUAAGGAGCUACAACUGGAAAUUAAUGAUACAUGUUCUGAUGAGUUGCUACAGGACACAACUGACUGUCUUCAGUGGUUAAAUAAUUGCAGUUUCAGCUCAAUCAAGCCUUCUUCAACACCUCAUGGAGAAUUGAUCAUAUUUCUCCAAACACUGCAAAGCUUACUGAAGAAUGAACAAAACCAAGAAGAAAUUAUUCUUCACUUCCUUCUUGAUCUCUCUAGUCAGUGUGGUGUCUUAUUUCCCUGUACUCCAAGUGGAACAUCUUUUGAGUUUACAUCCAGUACUUCCCUUCAUGGUGUUGAAGAAGGUUCAGCAAUGGAUGUUCAAUGUAUUUGGGAUGAUGUAAGGUUGCAGCUUCGGCGAUUCUUAGUAAACCAACUACAAAAUCAUCAGGAAACGAAAACUGGUACUUUACAAAAGCAAUCACAGUUUAAAACUCGAUGUCUACAGCAGCUUUUAUUUCUUUAUCCUGAAUCAGAGGUUCUAGCCAAGUAUCAAAACAUGCAAAAUAAAUUGGUUAGUGAUCUUUUGCAGAAAUGUGUUCUGGAAAGCAGCGGCGAAACAAACUUUGAAAAGAUGGUUCAUGGUUAUGAAAGUUCAAUACCUGCCAUGUGUGCAAUGAUAAAAGAAGAUUUGUAUAUACUAAGUGGAAUUAUUGAUCCUUCUUCAACAGUGAAGUUUAUUAAUGAAACUUAUUUGGAUACCAUCACUGAAGAAAUGACCAUUGUUCUUGAAACACUUUGUGAGCUUCAAUUUAAAGAAAAUGCAUUACAUGGUGUUAAGUCAAGCAAGAGCUCAAAGAAACACAGAGGAUUAGCUCAUGUUGGGGAUGCUCAGGAAUAUUCUAGAAAAGGGAGAAACUUCUGUUUAACGCUACAUCAACUUAGGUGCCUUUCCCAUCUUAUAAAGCUUUUUUUGUUGAUGGAAGAAAAGGUUGAAGAACUGUCUUCAGAAAUGCUGUUAUUACCAAGUUUUCCUGAGAAUAAAAAUGUUCAAGGAGUUCUGAAGAAAGCUGGUGGGGAGUUUUUUAUAGGAGAAAGUAGAGCAAAUGAAACCAGUGUGCCUCCUGAACAGUUACUUCAGGUUAAAAAGUCUACCAUGCUAGAGUUCGGCUGGAGAAAUGCAUUUAAAGACCUGACUUCUUCAGUAGCACACUGUAUAACAAUUGCAGUUGAAGAUUUUUCCAAUAAAAUUCUUCAGUACGAGCAGAAUGAACAAACUUCAGCUACCUGCUAUGUGAUGCAUCUUGUAAACGUACAGCACACGAAGGAGUCCUGGGGUGCAGUCCAUGAGGAACAGCAACCAAAACAAAUUUCAAAGUUUUGUUCUGACAUCAUGGAAGAACUUGACACAUUGCUUCCACUGGCUCUGGCGUGCAGAGACGAGUCUCUUCAGGAAAUUAGAGCAAACUUUGUAGAGGCCUGCUGCAAAGUAGCAACAGCUGUACUGAUGAGACUGGAGGAAAGAAGUAAAGAUGUCCCUUCCAAAGCUCCACUGCAGAAUCUGUAUGCUAUUCUCUCUACAGCAGUGCACGUCCAUCAGCAUUUUAAGAUGUAUCAUAAUUUAAUGAAAGAGACCAGUAGAAAGCCCUUAUUCCUAAUGCCUCUCCAGCAAUAUCAGGAAUUGAUCAGCGUUCUUCAGUUUCAAAUUGCAAACUACUGCAUCAGAGUUUGUGCUACAAGCAUUUUACAGGAUGCAGAGAGUCACUACUGGGAUGACAACAAAGCUUUUUACGAGGGGGAAAGAUGCUCAUUCUCUGUCCAGAUGUGGCAUUAUUUCUGCUGUGCUCUUCAUCAUGAUCUAUGGACUGUUCUACCCCCUGUGUUAGCCCAGGAGAUUCUAACAGAAGUGCUGGAAGAAUCUUUGGCACUCUUGGCUUGCAGAUAUUUUCAGGCCCAGCCCAGUUACAGAAGAACACCACAGAUAAGAAUAGAUGUUACAGCAAUUCUGAUGACCUGUGAAAACAUUUUGUGGUCAGUGUGUUUAUCUGUGCAAGAACUUUUGCACCCACAUAAAGACAAAAAUCCUCGUAUUUAUAAAAUACACAGGCAUUGUAAUAAUUUACUUACAGCAGCUAUCGUUUUAACUACACCACUGGAGAAUCUACAUAAAACAUUUCAGGUUAGUUGUGGUGAUCCCUUGCCUUCAGGUUUUUUGGAACCUACUUUUUACCAACCAUUACACUGGUUAUCUGGCAUAGCAGAAUUUUCCCCUUCUUUACUGAAGGCUCCAUCAGCCAGAGAAAUGGCUGCUCAGGGUCAACUGAAACUGCUCUUAUCCCAACCUUAUUGUAAUUGGAACUUGCUUUUGGAAACAUUGCUACACCACGAUGGUCUCUUAGUGAAAAUUUUACUGAGAAGUUCCAAAUCUGAAUUGUCCAAAGGUGGAGAAAAACAAACUUGCCAAGACCUGAAAAAUAGCAAAGAAUCUAGCUUAACUGAAGCAAUCUUUACAGUGCUGUCCUAUUGUACUUUAUCUCUCAAAUCUCUUGGUGGAGUUCUGCAGUACUACAUGGAAAAAGAACAGAUGUGGGACUGCUUACACAAUAUAGCUGAUUCUAGUUGUGGCGAAUCAGAGCCAGAGAUUAUCAGAUGCUUGAAACUGACUUUGAUUAAUUCAGUUAAGGGAAUCGUGAAGCAGAUAAUUUCUUUGAUGCAUUCGUGGGAAGCAACAGAGAACUAUGGAACCUAUCAACACAAGCAAAUCGUUCCUGAAAGUUUGCUGAAGACUGUUCCAAAGGAAUGGAAUUACACACCUAGAGAAAUGAAGAGAAAAGAAUCUGGGAAAUGCUUCACAAGGCUUGCUGCCCAUGCAGUAUCUAUUGUAAUCAGCAAGUUACCUACAGUGAUUGCAUGUUUGCCUCCCCCAAUUAAGUAUUUCUUUCUUCUGUCUGAGAGAAAAAUGCCCAAAAACUUUAUUGAAUCGAAAAAAGCUGGUCUUCUUGUCUGGAUCUUGAUUGUAAUUAUAUGUCGGAUAUUUGAGGAUGGAAACACUACAGAACUUUUAACAGGCACAACUCUUGACAGAUGGAGCAAAGAGAAACUGAGUUUAGUUCGUGUAUGUUUGGAAAGUAUUAUAGGAAAAAAGAAAAGUAGCCCUAAACAAGUGACACACAAGAUUGUACAGAGCAUUGAACAACAAAGGCCAAACUGGAUUGAAAACCAGUUACUCAAGGCAAGAAAACUGAGCAUAGACUGUACUGCUACUACUGCAGAAGAUGGUAGAAGCUUAGAAGAGGAAGCUAUUGAGCUUGAAUUGACUGAGCAGAAAAUAAACAUGAUGGUCCUGGAUAUCUGCCACAAACCAGGUGGCAGUGAAUACCUGAGGCAAAUUUAUCACAUCAUCCAGCUCAAUGAGGAAUAUUUGAAUGAACAGCUAUCUUAUGAGGGAUCUUCUGAAGGAAACACGGCAAGCAUUAGACCUUUAAACAUGACAUUAAGAAGAAAAGAACAGUCUGGAUUUGACCCUUUCCAUGUGCACUACUUGUAUUGCACUAAUGUGUUAGAAAAGUUCACCAUUACUGAGUGGAAAUGGGAUUGGUCAAAUUUGCUGCCAAGUUAUCAGGGACUAAAUAAGAUGACCUUCAGUGCACUACUGGCACACAGAUGGGAGAUGAAAGAGGAAGAUGUUCUGGAAGAGAAGGAAAAGGUGAUGCUGGAGCACUUAAAACAACUGUAUCUCACACCAGCCUCUCCUGCCUCAGAAGUUAAAGUAUAACAGAGAACUUGACUAGAGAAUUUUUUUUAUUAAAACAUUCUUAAAAUCAUAGAAUUAAAACAAGGAACCUUAAGAAUUGAUGGCAUUCCAAGGAAGUUCUGUGAAGUUUUGUUUUGUUGGUUGCUUUUCUAGGGAACAGUUAGGCACUAUAUUUUGUAACUUUUGUCUUGUUUAUCUUUAUAUAGUUAUUUUUCUUUGUAAGCAGUAGGAGAAAAUUAAAAGUAUUUUUUAAUUAACAUAAUUAAGUAAAUUUUAAAGAUCAAAGUAUUAAGAUUACCAGUAAAUGCCUAGUUAUCUUGAAACACACUGAGAACUAGAAGCUUGUGUCCAAUACAGAAUUAUGUGUGAAUAUCCACAGUUUGAAUAAAAAUAUCAAAAGUGUC
This is a messenger RNA of Elgaria multicarinata webbii, 4330 nucleotides long. Its product is annotated as KIAA0825 ortholog. The transcript has 20 exons. The record is from RefSeq and is a predicted model, not a curated record. Bases 84 to 3947 code for a protein of 1287 amino acids. Lineage: Eukaryota; Metazoa; Chordata; Lepidosauria; Squamata; Anguidae.